GGAAAAUUAUCUAAGACCUGCAAGGCUUGGUGGUUGGUCUAGAGAUAUUGGUGUAAAAAAUCGUGCGCUGGGUUUAUAGGGUAAGAUGGAAAAGGAGACAGGACUGCAUGCUGUGAUGGGAACAGUAUAAAUAAUCCCUGGCUACUGGUGUCUGAUCCAAGAUCCAAGCUCUGCUCUGAAGACAAGUGAAUGUUUUCCCCCUGUGACUCGAGAAGUAAGUACACCUUCCAAGAGAAUCCUGCAAGGGUAUGUGGAACGUUCAAUUUUACCUCCAUCUAACAGAGACUGGGGCAUGUAAUAAUCAUCUUAUUAAACCUAGGAUCCCUUUAUUAUCAACUAACAGGAUUCCAAUCCUAUGGCUGAAGUUGAUGGGAGAUUCAGGAAGACUUGUAUUAUGUGUUUACUAAAGUCAUGUGAAUGCACACUUAUUGAACAUGUGAUAAUAUCUUACAGUUUGAACCGGUUCAGGUUCGAUUGGUCCAAUACACAGCCCACAGGUGAAACACUGCACUAAUAUAGUCUUUAGCUUACUGAUACAUUUAAUAAUAAUUAUCGUGUCACCAAUUUCAGUGUAGUUAUUUAUAACCAAAUUCUAGUCUCUAAUUUGAAAAAAUAAAAUAAAAAAAUUCUUAGAACAACUCAUUUAGGGAAACAUGGAAUGAAUGAUUUGCAGGUUGAAAAAAGUCCCUUCCCCAUGUCAGUUAGCUUUAUGGGUGUAUAUAAGGUGUAUUUAUGGGCUGUAUGAAUACAUACGUUUGUAUUACACACAUUAAGUAUUUGGUUCCAGAAAACAUAAAUUAUACGUAUUUUUAUAUUUUUAAUUUAUAAUAAUAACAAUAAUAAUAAUAAUAAUAAUUAUAGCGUAUGUCCAAACAAAAUGUAGGUUUGUUUAGUUUAAGAUAGCUUACGUCUACAUUUAAGCCUUGUCAUAUGGGGUUUAUUAUUGAAUAAUGCAUUGAGAUGAGUUGGAUUAUUUAAACUUUAAAUACUAGUGUUUUAAAACAUAUAUAUAAAUUUCACACCCACGCUGGAUGCAUUAUUCCAUCAUUACAAUGUUGUUCCUAAUUUUACAAAUCGGUUCUUAACGCUCUAUUUAUUAAACAGACCGCAAGAUUUCUCUGCAGAUUGCUACCAGACAGUAAUUUAUGUCCCUUAUUUAAUAUGUUCAAUUUUCUCCUACGCCGGUCUCAACAUAUCUCUGUCUCUAUACAUUUAUGCUUUUCUGUAAAAUAAUAGGCUAUUAUUCUCAUUAAUAGUGAUAUGUGUAAUUAAUUUUAUUUAUAUCAAAUUAACAUACACACAUUUACAUGCAUUACCUUAUUUAAUAAUACAUCACUUAUUGAAUGAUCAUUUCAAAUACCCAUAAAAUGAUUUAAUUCAGUCCAACCAAUCUUCUAUUAAGUUGCCACGGUUUAUGUGCUGUAUUGAUCAAAUAGUAAUUUGUGAUGAUUUGAGAACCGAGUUGUAAAAUUUAGGCCACUACAGCCGAGUUGGGAAAACAUAUCCAAGUCUAGACCAUCUGAAUUUUCCUCCCAAAUUCGAUAAUAAAAAAACAAACAUAAAAAUAUGUUUCAUGAUAUAAUGUAUUUAAAUAGAAGCCCCAUUCAACCAGAGCGAAAUGUUGACUCCAUAAAAAUCUUAAUUAAUAAAGUGAUAGCAGAAUAUAUAUACUCAGGUAUCAAUAUAGUAUGCAAUUUUUAUUUAUUAAUUUUUUUUCUAUAUUUUUUUUAUUGGGCCAUUCAUCGCUAGAGACAUGAAGUGGUCCAGUUCUGGGUGUCUGCAGCCUGUCCCAUUUAUGGUACUGAGUGUAUGCUUGGCAAAGAGAUGGGGGCUGGGGAAACUCCCUGGGAACCUGACACUAAAGGGUUAAGCAGCAAGCUCUGACUGUCUGCAGCUCUGCACAACUAUCUGACCUUGCCAUUUGCCCUGGGAGUUUUUUUGGGAGAUGUGUCUCCAGUUUGAUACAUACCAUGGAGAACUGGACCUAUAUAGUCAGACACAAACCAUGUAAGAUUUCACUAGCAUGCCCCUACAUUGUCACCAGCUAAGUGCAUGUUGUGUCUGUACAUGAUACACAGUCACUUAUAACUAUAUUGAUAAUAAGUAUCAGGAUGUUAAGGCAUUCAGGGCAAAGAUCAGUAGAACAUAUAAUGCUAUGGUUGAUGUCUGAUACACUGGGUGCAAAAACUGUGGAGUUGAUUGGGAAAAAGUGAAGAUUGUAACAAAUAAGUCACCUGAUCUGCUGAUAUGAGGAUUAAGGGAUGGUUAAACAUUAUAUAUACUAUGUAUGUGCAGGAAAUUUAGUCAUUGCUUAGAAUCUCAUUACUGCAGAAUAAUAAACAAAUCGUGACUUUUUUCCAGCAAUGCAUGCUAAUAGGGAGCAGGCACAGUGCUGUCCACUGGAGGUGGGACUGGCCUACUUACACUGGGAGCUUUUAAUGACAAUAUUUACACCAAGAAAACAUCUCUAAUAUACCAGAAUUAGGUAUUUUUCCACCUCAGGUAUUUAGGGUAUUUUAGUGAACAAAUACAGUUUGAGUGAGCUGACCACAAUUUGGGACAAUGUAUAAUAAAUAGCAUACACAAUUAUUAUUAUUAUUAUUAUUAUUAUUAUAUUACAAUGUAAAAUGCAUUGUUUAGAGACUUAAUUAGAAAGAGAGAGGGGGGAGAGCGAGAGAGAGAAGGAGAGGGAUAGAGCAGAGACAGAUAGUGGGAACAGACCUAUUUACUAAAGUCAGAAUUCAAAGGGAAUUUCAAUGUUAAGUCCAGAGUAGCUGACCUAAAGGAAUCACAGAAUUUUUCCAGUUGAACUACUUUGAAAUUUCCUUUGAAUGAUCACCUUAGCACACAUCUCUGAUAGUAUACCUUAUAUAUUGGGUGUCAGGCUAAGCUCACACCCUGACAUAUCCCUACAGUGAUCCUGAUAUGUAUUAAAUAGGAGGGGCUUAAAGGGUUAAACAGAGCUCUCCUUCCCUAAGUGCACUAUUUGAGGUAAUAGGGCUGGAAAGGGAGCCCAGGGUUUGUUUCGUUGAAGCUUUAUAAAGUUGUAUCGUCUGAUCUGACUCGGGUUUCCUGCCCUGGGUGUUCAUUUUAGAAUAAAAGCAACAGGAAAAAAUAACAAAGUCACAAAGGUGGGUGUUGACGUUUCCAAACAGGGAUAAAUGACAUGCCCUUUAACCCCUCCUGGGCCACAGAGCUGGGCGGCUGAUGGGAAUGGCCUGGGAAUAAAUCUCGAAUUGAAUAACAAGCCCUGUUAUAUGAAUGGGCAGAGGCACGCAUGCUUUUAGGGGCUUAUUUACUAAACAACGACUUGUCAUGCAUUGACUACCAAUUUCUGAGACACAAUGCAGCCAAGUUCGAAAAGGUCUCUCUGGAUUUUAGUGAAAUGGAAACCGAAUUAAAGAACCGAACUAAACAUGUAAAAGCAGCAACUGAUUUGAGGUAAAAAGUACUUACGGUUUUCCAACUUGCCAUUUUGUUGGCCUGUAUUUUGCAAUAAAACUUUCAAAAGUUGGUGUUUAAAAUAAAGUUUGUGUUAACUUCUUAACUACUGAAAACUCUUGCAGGUCCUUGUACUGCGUGUGGAUAGAUAGACACAGACAGACAGAUAUGUAAUGUUAAAAAUAACACACACAAGCAAAAAUGCAUAUGUGAACCUAUCUCUGUCUCAGGUAUAUGCAAAGCAAAGAUAAACGUUUAACAGACUGGUAUACAAAGGCUUGAAAUAGAACCAGUUCCUACAGAACGCAUUGACUUUAUAAAACGCUAGAUUUAUUUGCGUUUUAACUCAUUCACCUUACUUUUUCUGCCGAUAAAUGAAUCAUCUAUAUAAACCAGUCUACAGGCUGCAAUGAAGGGCCAAUAAAUCCAAUGAGUAAACAUCCUUCAUUAGAUCUGUCUGUCUGUCUGAGACAGAUAGAUAGAUAGAUAGAUAGAUCAGCGCUGCGGAAUCUGUUGGCGCUUUAUAAAUACCAGUAAUAAAUAAAAUAAAAUUGAUAGAAUCGCACUGCUCUUUUUAAUCCUCUGACGACACGGAAAAGUAAUUAACCCUAUCCAAACUAUGCUAAUUGGAUAAUAUUUGAGAAGCUAUGCCAUGCUUGGUGCCCUUACAGUCACAUAGAGCCCAGGCUUGAUAGCCACACUCCAUGUAAGGUAAUGUUAACCCAGUCGAUGCUGUCAAUCACAAGCAAGCAUUUUCAUUCGACAGGUUAAUUGCCGUACGGUAUAUGGAGCAGGUAUCAGUCAGGGAGCACAGGGUGUGAGAGUCCUCAAUAAUGGACCAUUUCAUCAGGUAAUGUGAGGAGUAUGGGAUCUCAGCCUCUAAUCCUCUCUUAAUAAAAUGCUGGACUAUUCUAGAUCAAAUCCCAUUCAAUGUCCCCAAGUAAUAUUAGACAUUUCAUAUAUUGUUCCAGUGAAUGCUCAGCGAUAGAUAGAGAGAGAGAGAGAGAUUAGAUUAGAUAGAUAGAUAGAUAGAUAGAUAGAUAGAUUAGAUAGAGAGAUAAGUGGAUAGCUAUAUUAGAUUAGAUUAGAUAGAUAGAUUAGAUAGAUUGAUAUAUUAGAUUAGAUUAGAUAGAUAGAUAGAUAGAUAGAUAGAUAGAUAGAUAGAUAGAUAGAAAAUAUAGACAGUUAGAUAUAUGCUGACUGUGUAAAUGUUUCUGAGUGUGUGUAUAUGUAUGUACAUGUGAAUAUAUGUGUUUGUAUGUAUGUAUAUGUAUAUAUGUGUGCAUGUAUGUGUGCGGAUGUGUUUAUGCAAGUAUGUGUAUGUUAUCUAUGUGUGUAUAUAUGUGUUUGGAGGUGUGAAUGUGUGUGUAUAUAUAUAUAUGUAUAUUUGCCUGUAGAGGUGCAAAUGUAUGUAUGUCUGUGUGUAUAGGUAUUUAUCUAUGUAUAUAUAUAUGUAUGUCUGUGUGUAUAGGUAUUUAUGUAUGUAUAUAUAUAUAUAUAUAUAUGUAUGUGGAGGUGUUUAUGUAUGUCUGUCUGUCUGUCUGUGUGUAUAGGUGUUUAUGUAUAUAUAUAUAUAUAUAUGUAUAUAUAUAUAUAUAUGUAUAUAUAUAUAUAUAUAUAUAUAUAUAUAUGUAUGUCUGUGUGUGGAGGUAUUUAUGUAUGUAUAUAUAUAUAUGUAUGUGGAGGUGUUUAUGUAUGUGUAUAUGUAUGUCUGUCUAUGUGUAUAGGUGUUUAUGUGUGUAUAUAUAUGUAUGUGGAGGUGUUUAUGUAUGUGUAUAUGUAUGUCUGUCUGUGUGUAUAGGUGUUUAUGUGUGUAUAUAUAUAUAUAUAUAUAUAUAUAUGUAUGUCUGUGUGUAUAGGUGUUUAUGUGUAUAUAUAUAUAUAUAUAUAUAUAUAUAUAUGUAUGUCUGUGUGUAGAGGUGUUUAUGUAUGUGUAUAUAUAUGUAUGUCUGUGUGUAGAGGUGUCGUGCCGAGCUCCGGACAUCCUCUGAGUGACGUUCGGUGUAUUUUCCAGUUCGCACUCGCUGUGAUUGACAGGGGUCUAUUUAAAUCUCCCAUACAGCAGAACGUGCAGUCACAUCAGGCUGCUCCAGGAGGCGGGAGCUCCAGCUCUGACACUGGCCCAGAGACAGAGAGUGACAUCAGCCGGCUAGUGGCUGCAGGAGGGAGCCUGGGGACACUGGGAUCAGGAAAGAGAGGGACUCACUCAGGGAGCUGAGCUGGUGCUGGCUGUCUGCUUUCAGAGUCAAGGACAGGGGGACAGGGACCUCACUGGCUGCAGGACUGUUAACUCUUUGAGUCCAAGACUAGAUACCCCCAGUCAGAUUGUGUGUCCUUGGCUGGUAGUGUGUGUCCCCUGGAUGGGGUGGAAGAGGGGGAACCGGUAAGAGGUGCUGCUAUUUUGGCUCCUUUAUGGAAGAGUGCAGCCCUCUGUCCCCCAAAGCCAAUGCUUUCAGUAUCGCCUCUCUGAUUUCAGCCCCAGAAGCAGUGGACACAGAGGGACCCAGCGCUGCCCUGGACAAGUUCUGCAGGCUCGACUCUCACCCCAUGAGAAUGCACUUCAGUGCAGUCACCAGGGACAUGGAGGGUAAGUGUCCCUGUCACUAAUUACAGUUUCCAACACCUUUAUCACGUGGCUCAAAAAGUUUAUUAAAUAACUUAUAAAGUGACAUGAGUGCCUGUGUAACUCUCCAAGCAGUAUUAUUACCAUGUGAGGCACCAGCUCAUCCCCUCUGUGGUUUCCUUGCAAAUCCCAGGCCCAAGAGUCCUUAGAAUAAGCCCAGCUGUCCAUGGUUACACCCCUUAAAGAGCCAUUGUCCUCAUGGCACCUUCCCCUGGAUCCCAACCAAAAUAUUCAAUGAAGUCUCAUCAGCUCCUAUUGGUGUAAAGCAUGGAGAAAUAUGGGAGCACAUUGCAAUCACACUACUGCCCCCAGAGAAGAGAUGUAGAGGACAGCUAUCAGGGAUACCUAUGGGUCUAAGCCAUGGAGAGGUAUAGGUCAAACAGCAUCCCCCUAUUGGUGUAAGUCAUGGAGAUACAAAGGGCAGAUAGAAGUGCUACCACCCACCCCCUCAUUAUUGGGGUAAUCCAUGUAGAUGUAAAGUGCUAAGGCACCCCCCCCCCCUCCCACCCAGAGCCAGCAGUCGCCCCUUAAUAUAAACCAUGGACAAGUGAUAUAUAGUACAGUAUGCAGACCCUCAUUGCACAUUAUAGAUCAUAUAUAUCAUAUUAUGCCAUACAUACUAGUUAUUACCCGACCAAUUAACCUGAAAGUCUAAAUAAAUGUGGAAAUGUAAAAUAAAGUAGCAAGGAGUGAAAAUAAUAUGUCUGAAAAAAUGAAUAUUAGCUGUUAGACCAUAAAAUUAAAGAAAUGUUAUUGCUAGGGGUUGUUUUCGCUAAUAGUGAAAAAAUAACAGUUUUUAUAUCACGCUUUUAGAAUCCAGUACUGAUACAAUAGCGAAUACGUAUUAACAAAUGUCACAAGCAUUGCAAUGGGGGUUUUUUUUGUUUUGUUUUUUUACAAAUAUGUCAUAACACGGAUACAUAAAAUGUGUGCAAUAUUAAAGCGAAGGAUUUUGUUUUCGGCGUACAUACACUAUGUUUAGUCUGAAUAAAGAGUACGCGAUUUACUGUGUUGAAUAUGUUGUAAAACAUGUAUUAACUCUUUAUGUGAUAGAAUAUUUUAGCUCGUCCAUUCUGGUAUUCGGAGUGCUCGGGGUAAAAAGUAAAUAGUUCUAUUUAUAAAAACAAACUGCAAUGGUGUUCUAUUUAGAAUGCACUGGGGGAAAGGUAUUUAGAAAUAAAUUUAUGAAAAAAUGCACCAACGUUCUAUUUAGAAUGCACUGCAAAUUAUAAUUUUAUUUUAACAGAGAAUAUGGCCGAAACACGUUCAUCCAUUUAUUUUGAAAUUGUAUAUUAAAUGAAUAGUAAAUAUUUGUUAAUGUUUAAAAUAAUGGUAAAUUAAAAAAAAAACACAAUCGCAAUUUUAAACAGUUAUAAAAUAAUUCAGAAUGUAAUUAUUUUAUAACAAAGAACGUAUCUUACACAGAGUAAAUAUUUUGAAAGAUGAGUUUUAUUGAAAUCUAUUGAAUGACAGUGGUAAGUGUUGUUUUUAGAUAUGCUGUAUAGAUAUAGUACAGAGCAAAGAAACAUACACCUGAACACGAACCAUUCCACAACAUACUCAAUAAAUACAAGCAGACCCAGAUAGGAGCUCUUUUUUUUUUGGAAGUUAAAGAAUUACUGAGCACUUUUUUUUACCUCUGGUUUUCUAAACCUACCUAUAGACCAUUCCUGUAGCCUUUUCAAUUCCAAUCAGUUUACCCCAGUCAUUAUCAGCAACAGGUCACCUUAGUAAAAUAUACAUCUUCCAGAGCUUGGCAGGGGGCAGCAAGGCAUACAGUGGCACCUCUCAUGGUAUAAGCUCUGCCUGACAAUGAGUGGCAUGUACUGGGUAGAAGACAAGGGGUGUGCCACCCCAUUGGUGCCUGAUGUUUGCAUUUUAGCUAAAUAAAAAAAAAAUACUCUGUUUGUUUUGUUGUGGAUUGAGAUCCCCACCAGUGUGUGUGUGUCUAUUGUUUAAACAAUAGGAAGGGGAGGGCAGAGGCACAGAGAGAGGAGGGGGAAUGCUUAGGUUCACGCCUUAUAUAACUGCAGAGAAAAGUGGGUGUCAUGAGGAGGAAACUCUGUUAAGAAGAGGCACUUCUGUGUCAAUCAUCCCAUUAGGGUCCCACAGGCGAGGAAAAGGCACCAUACCUGCAGGUCCCACACUUUGCUUAUCUAAAUAGAAACAGGAACCGGUUUUUUUGGCAGGAGGGUGGCCCUGCCUGUCUGUGCAAGAAAGGAGAUAAGACUCACACACACUGCACUCUAGCUUUGGGCUUUUCCUCACAACAAGGCUGCAGGAUCUGUGUCUGGGACGGCACACUCUGGGCCAUAAAACCCUGAUUUGAGCACAGAGAGGAAAGGAACAUUUCUGCCAAGGAGCGGUGCAUGCUGCUGCAGAGGAAUGCUGCCCCCAUCCCAGCUCCCAGCUCAGGCCAGUGAAUCAGGAGAGCAGGCGGCGACCUCCCGUCUGUAACUCACAGAAAGCUCAGCCAAGGGACAGCUCAAAGCAGGGGGGCUUCUCCUGGUACCCCCACAUCCAGAGUUGCUAUAGAGUGAAAGGGUGGGCUCCGAGGAGCUGCUCAAAGUGUUGGAUAUCACAGAGGAAGAUUGCAUUAAAUCCAAUUCUGUUUUCUCCUUUGUUUUUGUUCUUUUAUUUUUUUUUAUUUUUUGGAAUGAUUUCAGCCAUUUCCAGCCCUUGGCUCACCCAGCUGUCCCAUUUUUGCGAUGUUGCAGCUUUCACGGCCAACAGUUUAAGUAGCCUGAAUGCCUCGGGGGGCUACCACCUCUCCCCGUCCCCCGGGGAUCCCUACAGCCAGCACGAACCCCACUACGAGCCCUGCUCGGCCGCCCAGCACUCCUACAGCUUCGGCCCCGGUUCCAGCCAUGCCUGCCCGGAGCCCGAGAGCGGAGCCUCCUCCUCCAGCUGCUCCUCCACCCCGGGCAGCGGCAGCGCCAACCAGGGCAGCAGCGCCAACCAGGGCAGCAGCUCCAGGGCCCCGGUGAAGAAGAACCCCAAGGUGGCCAACAUCAGCGUGCAGCUGGAGAUGAAGGCUCUCUGGGACGAGUUCAACCAGCUGGGCACCGAGAUGAUCGUCACCAAGGCUGGGAGGUAGGAGCUCUGUCUGUCUGUCUGUCUGACAUUGGGUGUAAAGCGCCAUCUUUAUGCAGAUAAAUAAUCACUGAUUUCAUAUCUCUACAUAUAAUGCCCCAGCAACCUGCUGCUCCAACUGUACACAUCAGACCCAGAGCUCCAUUUAUCACACAGAGCUCCCUUAAUCACACUCACAGCUCCCUUGAUCACUCACAGCUCCCUUGAUCACUCACAGCUCCCCUGAUUACACACACAGCUCCCCUGAUUACACACACAGCUCCCCUGAUCACAGACUAUCCUGAUGAUACAAAGAAACUCCUGAAUACACAGAGCUCCCCUAAUCACACAAAUCCCUCCUGAUCACACCGAGGCCACCUUAUCACAUAGAAGCCCCCUGGUCAUACAUACAGUUUCCUGGUCAUACACACAGUCCCCAGGUCAUAGGUCAUACAUACAGUCCCCAGAUCAUACCUUAUUCUCUUGUGAUUACACACUGGCCUCAGUACACAGAUCAACCCUUCUAAAUACAUUCUUGUCCUAUAUUAUUUAUUAGACCCUACUGACCACAGACUAGCCUCAAAUAACCUAAUAGUUGUGAACAAACACCAUUCCCUUAUCACGCACUGAUUUGCCAGAUCACACUUAGGUAUUGCCAAUCACACUCUGCCAGUCUCUAAUUUCACGCCAUUUCUAUUCAACAAAUGUUGCAAAAGCAAAAAUUAACAUUAAUAAAAAAAGUCUGAUUGUGUCUGACCCACAGACUGUCCUGGGCCAGGGUGGGGGGUGUACUAGGAAGAAUCCAGCCCAAAGACAUGCAGGGGUAGCAGCUGGGAUUGGAAAACAUGACCAUUUUAAGAAAGAUGAUUUCAUACUUGGAAUAUUUCUUGGUUUAAUUGUAUUAAUUCACAUACAGGAUGGGAAGAGACAUAUGAAUAUAGCAUAGUAAGCUGUUUUAUGGUCUAAGAUUCAUCUUCAUGUAGGACAAAUUGCAACAGCUGCUUGUCUCCAAAAUACUCCUAUCAAUUUAUGUAAAAAAAAAAAGGAGUGAGUGGGGAAUGGAACUAUAUAACUGUAUACAUGUAAUUUAAUUAGGCUGCAUUAACACACAUUUCAGUCUACGCUUUGUUUUCCAGUCACAUUACAGCAUAAACAGUUGUGACACAUUAUAGUAUUAAGUGAUAAAGGCUAUUUUAGAAGCAGAUACGAAGUCAAAACGUUGAUCCAGAGAUCUGCAUUUCCUAAUACCUUCCCCUUUAUUUUAUGUAAACCCUUUACAAUACACAGUCAGCACAGAUCCCAACCGAGACUCCAGGCACAAAAACCACUAGGAUUAUCGCCGAGACUUCUUCAAUGCACAGGGCUGAGCUAGGUGUGUGACUGGUGAAUGCUGGAGUAUGAUGGGGACAGGCUAAUCUGCUGAUAACACAUUUACAAAUCAACACAAUGCACAGCCAGCCCUGCUCUGUGCAAUCUGCUAAACUAACACUGCCACACUGACAACAAUUCAUAAUCAUAAUGAUAACACUAAAAUAAUAAUAAUAUCAAGUGUGUGUUUAACUAGAAAUUUAAAAAGAAAAAAUGCUAAAAGACAGGUACACUGGUCAUAAUUUAAAAUUGAACACACAACACACAUUUUUUGCACAUCAAAACCUAUGCACAAACGUCUGCGUGUUAUUAAAUAGACUUGAUGUGAACAUAUAAUAUUAUCAGUAGAAUAUGGCAACACAUACAUAGGUAAACAUAAAUAUACAACAUAUAUGACGUGGGGAAAAAACACACUAGGUGCUAUGCUACAUACAUAUAAAACAAGUCACAUAUGUUUGUCUUGCAUCUAUCUAUCUAUCUAUCUAUCUAUGUACGGUGUGUUUAUAAAUUGCUUUAUUAGAGGCAAAACAUUUAAAUAAUUGAUUCAUGCAAUUUGAAAAAAAAAAACAUUGGCUGUUAGAAAAUGCGAGUUUGCAAUGGAAUAGAAUUAGAAGAAUGUGUAUUUAUUAAAUAUGUAAACAUUGCAUACAUCAAAAAGGUUUUGAGUUAGAAUUGUUUUUGGAUGUGUGUUUGAGAGGCCUCCAGCCUUUUUAGUCUACAGCUACAAUAUUACUAUAGCGCCUAUAAUGUGGAAUUAAUUUACAAUUUACAGUUUUUACUGAAUAAUGAAAAUAAUAAAACUGAAAAGGCCUGUUUUAUUGAACUGAAAGUUUAAUAGAAUCUGUUGUUUCCAAAGACUUUCUAUAAUAUUUAAACAUUAUAGCCAAUACAUUGUCACUGAUUUAUUAUACCUAUAACAUAUAAUCUUUAGAAUUGAAAUAAUAGUAUUUUUCUUACUAUAUUAUUGUAGAAAGGAUUCAUUCAAAUUUAGAGUAAUUAAUUAAUUUAAGCAGUAAUUAAUUUAAAUGUACAGUGUGCAUAAUGUAUUCAUUAAACUAUUAUUAUAUUUAUUAUAUUAAAUCACUUUCUCCAUAACCACAUAUUGAAAGCCUUCACUGUAUAAAUCUUCCCAGCAUAUCUGUCUGUGCUCUUAAUAGGACCUUGCUUCCUAACUGAAUGUUCCAAUUCGAAUCACUAGGUUUUAGAAUUGUAAAUAAAGCACAAUAUGUGUCUUUUAGGCCCUCAGAUGUCUGAGCCGUUUUGGAGAGUCAGUGACCCUAUUCAAAAAGGGCAUGCUCUCCCAUCACGUGUAAUAAAUGGCUAUCUGUAUAUAUAUUAAUAAAUAGUAUAAUGCAUUUUCCCAGUUUAUCCUAACUGCUGUUACAGACUUACUUUCAGCACCCGGCCCAGGGCAAUGGUUCCUUGAUAAAACCAAUACCCCCACUCUAGGACUGACAAAGUCUUUUAGGAGCGGUUUUGUGCCUGCUCUAUGUAUUUGUGUGAUCUAUUUGCUCCCAUUCCCCCAGUUAAAUCCCAGAGUCAAUAUUAUUUCAAGUUACUGAAUCCAAUUACUUCACAUCAGGUGAUUGAACAGGAUGAGCCUUUUACUCCACGGGGGGCAAUGAAUGAUAGAGACAAAUAAUUGUAUAAAGAAAAUCUACAAAGUGUGUGUGUGUGUAUACAUGAUAAAUGUAUGCACUCUGUAUUAGUGUAUUGUACUAGGUACUAGUCCCUGUAUUAUAUAUUUCUAUGAUAAUAUAGUAUACGUCUGUUGGAUGGCAGCGAUUAACCCUUUGAUAGGCAUGUGUAUGGCUGUAAAACAUAAAUCACAAUGCACAAACACAUAUGCACAAUCUGUGUUAGUCAGUUCCACAUCAUUAAGUGUCUGUCCUGUGGCCUCUGCUUUGUUAAUGGAAAUGUAUAUUAGAACAGAAUGUAUAAGGGAGUUUAUUCACUAACCAGCCAAGCACUGUAGGUUUAAAAUGAAUUUAAUGUUUACACCAGGAUAAGGGGGGGAGUUGUUUUGUUUAUCUUUCAAAUUUGACUGUUUUAGACUAUUUUUGGCAAGUUAUAUGUCAACUCAUCGCAACUUAUUUAGUUGUGAAUAAACCCCAAAAGUUUGAUGAACUGAAACAUUUAAAAGGCAGCAGAAAAUAAAAGUCAUAUUAUUGGCGACAGUAAGUGCAGGUAGUGGUUAUUGAUGAUUUACAGCGAAUUAAAGGAACAGUAAAUGGAAAAGUAUUUGAAAAAUAAAAAAUAUCGAAUUAAAAUUAUAUUUUUGAAAUUACAUUUUUACAAUUCGUUCUGUUAAAUAUGUCGAUUGUUAAAAAUACAUUUAAAUAUAUCCAGUCUAAAUUUGCAAUAAAAGCAAUAUUUAUCAGUAUUCCAUCACUUUGCUGUCAGCAUUCUACUCUUUUCGGUUAAUUUGAGAUUCGCAGUGUUUUAAUUGAAUUGUUUUCUGACAAUGUACCGCAAAGCUUAAUAAAAAUUUUUUUUUAAAAAAAAUCUGUAUUUAUAAAUUAAAUAGUUCUCUUUUAAUCUUUGUGAUUUUUUAAAUAGAAAACAAAAAUGAAACUACUGUCGACCAUAUAAAACGGUAAACCGUAGCAAAAUAUCAGUAAUAAGUAUUAUUAUUAUAUUUUAUUGACAAAUGGUCACUAUAUAUUUGUUUGAGUUUUCUAAAACUUUUUUAAAUUUAAAAAUACCAAUAGUAAAAAUACCUAAUUAUUCCCUGAGUCCCUUAUGUUUAUUUUCUGUAAAAUAUUUUACAGUCCAUUAUGCAUAUUUAAUAAUAAUAUAUCCAUGCUAUAUAUUAAUUUGUUUUAAAUCUAAAUAAAUAGGUCAACUAAUAUCUAAUAUCAGAGACUGUUUAAAUGCAUCACACUGUGCCCUUUAUGUAUUGGGUUUAUAUAGCAGGUAUCAGGCCAGAUCAUUUUCUGUUGAAUCCUUUUUUUUCCAUUGUGGAGAAAUUAAACAGUGUAUCAUAUGAAAAAAAGCCAUUUAAUUAUUCACACAAGAACUGGGUCAAUAUCGGGGCCAUCUCCAUUUAAAGUCUGCUUAACCCUUUUUUUUCAGUAAAUCCAGAGGGACUGGAAAAUAGUUCAGCCUGAGUGGACCCAAGACAUUGUUUGUGGACAGUGUUAAAGGAAUUUAAGAAAUUACAUCUUGUUACUUUUAGACCCCACUGAAACUUGUUUAAGGAGUAAAUUAGUUAAAAGCACUUUUCAGAAAUUGAACUCAGCAGGAAAAUGAGUGCCCUGCGCUCUGUUUGAGCUGUCCUUCUCUGUAUUGUUCCAAUGACAAUACAAGCACCUCUCUGCUACAAUCCAUAACACCCACACCUCACUCAUAAUUUAACCUGGAUAAAGAGAAUCUGCCAAGCUAAAGUGGUUGCACAUUCUUGCUGGGGUUGCUCUCUGUUAAUUAUCUGGUCAGCAUUUCAGGAGGACAAUAGUCUGACCCCUUGGACCAUGCCAUAGAAAUACACACAAACACUGGAGAGAUGUUUCCUUUUAUGCUAGUGUUAGCUAACCUUGACACUUCAUUUGUUUAAGGACUACAUUUCCCAUGAUGCCCAGCAAUACCGAAUAAAACGUGCCACAAUACAAAACACACAAUUAAAGGAAGUAUUUGGUUGAAAAUCUACAGGGAUCUACUUUUUGUUGUUCAUUUGUUCCACAGGAAAAAAAUAACAAUAAAGCAUUUUAUAAAUAACAUGGAAGCUACUAAUAUAACUAAGAACAGAAAAGAUCAAAGACUGAAAAUAAACUCACUCCAGGAUUUUCGAGGAAACAAACACAAUACAAAAAAAUAAUAAUUAAAAAAAAAAAAAUGUAUGAAAUGAAUCGGUAUUUAGAUCAGAAUAUGAAAUGUAGGACGUGUACAGCGCCGUAGAACGUGUUGGCGAUGUAUAAACUAAACAAUCCUCUAAUAAUAGCGAAAUAUCUAUUUAUUGCUUAGACAAUAACAUUUCUGUUAAGGAAAACAAAACAAAAGCUCAUUGGAGUUUAUAAAAAAUAUAAUAAAACAAAUAAAAUAAAACCAACAACACAAACAAAAUAGGAAUCAGUUCAUAGAAAGCCCGACUGCAACAACAUUCGGUCUAAAUCCACCGAGCUGUGGGAGUAACCGAGUUGUAUAUUUACAGUGUAUACAGCAGCUCUUUCCGCCUUAGUUUUAGAAUUCGCUUUACAGUUUACAGCAGUCAGUGAAUAGACCCGGUUUAUUUGUAUUAACCAGUCGAAAUGUUUCCUCAUACCUUGUAACAUCAAUAUCACAAUAAUCGUGCAGUUUAAAAAAACCAAAAAAAACCUCUUCAUUUACAGUAUUUAAACUAGAAACAUUUCAGACAACAUGAAUACAACAUAAUUUAAAUAUUAAAAAAUAAAUGAAAAAAUAUAUAAUAUGAGAGAGAGAGAGAGAGAGAGAGAGAGAGAGAGAGGAGAUUAAAUUACAUUGUAUGUAUGUAAUGUGUUAAUUGCUCUUAGUGAUACCCAAUAACUGUUCUAGGUAAUGUCUCUUGUCCUCAAUGUUCUCAUCAGUUUUUGUGUCUCUUCUACCAGGCGCAUGUUUCCCACCUUCCAGGUUAAGAUAUUUGGGAUGGACCCCAUGGCUGAUUAUAUGUUAUUAAUGGAUUUUGUACCAGUGGACGAUAAACGCUAUCGGUAAGUAAAAUAAACCCUGGGAACUGAAAUAAAGGCCACUUCACACUGACUACAUAUCCAAUCCUUCAGCAUCCCUUAUAACCGAGAAUCUGUCUAGUGGGGCUAGCAGGGUAACCCAAUACAUCACUGCAUGUGUAUCCAUCAAGCAGGGAGUAGAAUAAAUAGUCCAGUGUAGGAGACCUAAAGCUGGACUUGUUACUGAGGCUCUAGAACUGGGCUAGUGUUAAACACAUAUACCAAGUGUAGAUUAAUCACUUUCAUUUAAUCCUAUCUUUUCUUUCCUUGUAUAUGUCUGUAAUUAGAUAAUCAUGUUUCCUUGCAGAGUUUUUUUUUUCUAAACACUUCAGCUCUGCUCCAUAAAAAUGAUUAAAAUGCAUGUUCCUGGGGAUGGAAGGAAUGUGGAUUCUUUAGUGUAUAAUAUAUCUUACAAUCUGCCAUACCAAUAUUAUUCAUUCCUCUCCUUUUUACCCCAAAAAAUGUGGGUAUAGAAAUAUAUAAUAUAUGAGUGUGAGUGUGUUGAUACACACACACACACACACACACACUUAUAUAAUAAUAUAUCAAUAUAUAUAAAUAUGUGUGUAUAUAUAUUUGUUCUAUACAAUACAUAACAUCUGUCUAUAUAUAUAUAUAUAUAUAUAUGUACAUAGUUAUCUAUGCGGCUUUAUAGGAAUAAUUUUUAGAUAUGCACCACAUUAAAAAAAAAUCUACAAUCUGUUUAAUGACUAUGAAAUACAAGUUAGCAAUUGAUUAGAUAAAUAUGCAGAUUUAUGAUGUUGUUUAUGUAUUUGUAGUUACAUACUUUUAUUAUAAAAUGAAUCGGUGUCGUUCAAAUGAGUUACCUCUGUUUUUUAUUUAUUUUUUGAAACCUUAAUUUAUUUAGUUCAAUAGUUGUGUUUAUAAGUAAACAGACUAAUGUUAAUUUGUUCCUUGCUGUAAAAAAGAAGUAUUAUAGUGUUCUAAUGUUAUACAAAAUGUGAUAAAAUAAAGUCUCCCGUUUAUGAAGCAGGCUUUAGCACAGGUUUAGGACAAAACAUUGGAGUUGUAAACAUUUCUUCAAUUUGGCUGAGUUAGGAAUUCUCCCCUUACUCGGCUAUGUAGUUUUAAUUGGAUAUAUCACUUGUUAAAUCAAACCAAUCAGUGUUUAAUGAAUAGAUCCCAACACAUUUUGCAUAAAUAAUAAAAAUAAUAAUAAUAAUAAUAAUAAUAAAAAUAAUAAUAUUUUCCCUGUACCUCUGUGUGAUUAAGUCACUGGGGUGAUUUGACAACCAGCGCUGCAGAAUCUGUUAGCUCUAUAUAAAUAAUUGUAAUUAUUGAAUUACAAAAUUAUCAAGUUGGGAGAAAUAUUGAAUUCAGUGAUCUGAGGCAUUCCCCAGGUUUUUCUGUUUGAAUAUCAGUUUUCAAGUGGUUCUGAACAGUUCACUAUUAGCUUUUUAUUGAAUUGACCCUAUGUAUAUGCCUAUUCUAGAUAAGUGAGUAUUCCUGGUGUAUGUAAAUAUUUAAAAUGCAUGAUUGUAAAGGGUAAAGAAUAUUAACCGGCUGUUUAUUCAGAUGAGUUGAUGCAAAAUGAAAAGGGAGUUUAUUAGUAAAUGUACGUUACAAUACAUAAAACAUAUUGACAGAAAGAUUAUAUGUUAAUUGGGUCAAAAUAAAGCUUUAUGUAACCCCUAAAGUGCUGUUGAGGCUUUUGAGAGAGAGGUCAAACCACAGGAACUUCCUAGAUAGAUAGAAGAAAAAAAGUCUGAAAAUGGAACAUCUUUAUUGAAUUCUGUAUAACAUGUGGAUUCAAUGAAACACUUCUUGUUAUUAAAUGUUCCAUUCGGCCCCAGACAAGACUUAUGGCAGAGGGCACCAGCUCCUGUGUACAGCCUGCUGAUUGGAAUUAAUUCGAUCUAUAUAGACACACUGACACAAGUUAAAAACAUCUAGUUCAAGCCAAUUGAUAAUAGUCCUGAGAACCUUUGCACUGCAAGAAUGACAGUAACUGGGGAUUUUAAUACAUACCAAAAUAAAAUAAGCAUUGCUAUUUCAUUUUAAUUAUUUAAUUACGAAAAUUGGGUGAGGUGACUCCAAAAUCAUGGCGUCUCCAAACUGCUUAGAACGAUAGGGUCUCUGUACAUGCUUCAUGUUAUAUUACAUUUAUAUUAUUACUAUUAUUUAUGGGGAUCGACACUAUGGAUUUCUUAAAUAAUAUAUUCAAUUAUUUAUGUAUUUAUUAUUAUUAUUAAUAUUGUUAUUAUUAAUAUUAUUAUUGACCCUAAUGCAUGUUGUUUUUUUUCUGGAAUAAAUAUAUGAAACCAUUAACUUGUGCAACUUGUCUUGAUAAAUACAUUAUAAUUAUUAUCCCUGAUUGUGUUUUGGAAUUAGCGUAUAUAAGCAGUACGUUGUGCUAGCAGUCAGUAUAAGCAGUUAUGCCACACAGUAUAAACCAAUAGAUCUCCCUUUCUCUCCUUGUAGUUAUGCCUUCCACAGUUCCUCGUGGUUGGUGGCAGGCAAGGCUGACCCUGCCACGCCGGGGAGGGUCCAUUACCACCCAGACUCCCCUGCUAAGGGGGGGCAGUGGAUGAAGCAAAUUGUGUCCUUUGACAAACUGAAACUGACCAACAACCUGCUGGACGACAAUGGACAUGUGAGUAUUAAAUGGGUCACCAAGCCAGCCUCUGCACCCCAAUAGAUAGAGCAAACUGAUUAUAGAUUUGAACAAGGGGGUGAGGGAUGAAUCUGCAUAUUAACCUAGGCUAUAUAAAGCGUAUACAUUUUGCCUUAACCAUUAGAAAAAAAACAAAAAACAUUUUUUAUGUUUUAGAUGCAUGUAUAAAAAUUAUAAAUGCUAAGAUGCAUUGAAGAAUUUCUGCCUGGCAUUAUUACAAUAUGACACAAUAAUCUUGCAUUAUUUUCUUCUUUAAGGAAUAAUCAAAGCAUUAAAUAUUAGCGUUUUACCCUUAAUCAGAAAUCUGUUAGAUCUUCGGAUGUUUGAUAUUACUGAGAGAAUAGUUUUAUAUGUAAAUACAACAGUAAUUCCUCUCAUAGAAUAUAGUCUUAUGUAAACAGCAUGCAGAUAACCUUUGACCUUGUCUAACUGAAUAGGCUGCAGCGAGCAGAAAGGGAAGUAUUUAGGCCACUGAAAAUCUAGUUUUGUUUUUUCUAGAUCAUACUAAAUUCCAUGCAUAGAUACCAGCCACGUUUCCAUGUGGUGUAUGUGGAUCCCAGAAAGGACAGCGAAAAAUAUGCAGAAGAAAAUUUUAAAACAUUUGUAUUUGAAGAGACUCGCUUCACUGCAGUAACUGCAUAUCAGAAUCACAGAGUAAGUAUUUCUGGAGUGUAUUACUGAGACAAAAUAAUUCCGAUACAUCAUUUAUCUUACCUUUCUCAAUGAUGGAUGAUGGUCUGGAAAGGAAAAAGAAAAAAAAAUCACUUUAAUUCAGAGCAGCCAUCAGAGCUGGGAGUAUAGGAGUUUGUGUAGCCAUGAGAAAGAAAAUUUGGUUUACAAAUAAAUAGGCUUUUCCUUUUCACUGUUCGGAUUUUCCUGUGAUCAAUAGACAUGUCAGAUUCGUUUAAGAAAGCUAAUUCAUUAAGAAUGCAGAGCAAGUAUAAAAAUCUAAAUUCUGCACAGAUAGCCCAGGAUAAUGUUACAAAACAAACACAGUCUUUAUUUAACCCAUUAAAAAGACAAAGCAAGAAAUGCGUUUAACACAUUCAGUUCUGGGGAACAGAAAAUUAAAGUCAAUCUUCUUGUAUUGUUUUGAACGCUAGUUAAAUAACUAUUUGGGAAAACAAAUAAAGAAAACAGUUAACCUAGUCAGUAGUAGUUUUGUUCGUGAUCAGUCUAUUUUAAUUUUUUUAUUCAAUUUUUACAAAAAGGUACAUUUUAUUUUAUUUUAAAGGUUCAUUUCCACGUAUUCACAUAGUAAAAUAAUUAUUGUCAAAUAUGUCAGUUGGUAGUAAUAAAAAAUAAAUUAAUAAUACUCACUAAGGCAGAAAUGAUCUAUUAAUCCUACAUUAUGUGAAAUGUUAAGAAUUGCUAUCAGAACUUAACCCUUUAAGCUGAAUUGAGGGUGUGUGCCUGAUGGAACUACCUAGUUCCAAAGUGUCCCAUUGGCUGUGUAACCAGAGAGGUCUAGUUCUCAAUGUAAAGGUGUUCUGAUUGGCCAUUCUGAACAUUCCAGUAUUCCUGCAUAUAUAUCACAAGCAAUUAGCACAAUAAAUCUUUAUGCUGUAAUUAAAAUAGAAGGGUGUAUCAAGCUUACACCCCUCACUGGUUAUGUGAGCCCAGCUAUAGCAUCCAUAUGUAAAUGGAUGCUGCCAUUACUUGUUAAAAGCUGGUGAUUUAUAUCCAUGUUUCCUAGUCAAGCAUAUAGGUGAAUAAACCAGAGAUAAAUUUAUCUCAGAUAAUAAAAUCUAGCCCUAGGUUUAGACAUGUCAGCACAUCAGAUAGUAGACAUUGUUGACUUCUGUCCAUCUGCUAGCUAGAUCAUUUGCCUUGCUAGUCCAGGAAGCUGAUAGCAGAGAAAGGGUUUGCUAGUGAUGGACAACAGAAGCUCAACAUUUGCAAUUUCAAGUUAGCUUUAAAAAAAGUGAACCCCAGAGGGAUUCCAUUCCCUAUGCAAACCCAACACUCACUCUACUGCUUCCCCACUGCGAAAUGUCAAUCAAACAGUGUUUGUACAAAUCUGCUUUUCUGUUUACCUAGAUGUGCCAAGCCUGAUGCAGGAUCUCCUGAGAAAGGAAAUGCCCAUCACUGGCCUAUUCCCAACAGGGCAUACCUUUAAACAAAACAUUUGGCUAAAACAACCGUCUUUACCUAGGGAGGACAGAAUCUCCUAACCGGGCACAUUGCUUUGCAAUAUAAUGCAUGUAUUAUAUUGGGAAUGCUGUUUUAGAUCGAUGAGAUGAAUUAUAACAUGUUAGUGAUCUAUUAAUUAGGAAUGUGAUUUUGGCUUGUAUUGAGGCUCAUUCACUGAACAUCGAAUUGUAAUAAAUUAAAAACGAAAUGAAAAAUGUAAUCCAUAACAACGUUUGCAGCUUGGCUGUUUUGUCAUAUAUCUGAAAAUAAUUCAGUUGCCAAUUCACUACACUUCAUAGUUUAGUGAAAUGACACCUUUUAAACAGUGACAACUGUGACAUGUCUUUCCAUGUGCUACCGAUGAAAGUGACACACGGAAUGCUACCGAGAAAAAAGCAAAUUUAUCGCAAUUUUCUGUUUAGUAAAUCUCCCCUACUUGUGGAAAGAUAUCAUCAGAAUAAUUGGAAUCACUUAAGACCUUGAUGAAAAAAAAAGAAGAAAAUAAAAAACCCAGAAAAAACAAACCCACACACAUAAAACCAAGAACAAAUAAAAACAAGAAACGAACUACUAUGUUCAUUCAUCCACAGUGACAGCUGUUUCAUUCACAGCAGCACACAUUAAUUGGAAUAUAAUGUAACAGAUAGAAGGAGGCCAGGAGGGCCAGGCAGGGCUAGUCAGGCUGUACAGAGAAUCUAAGCCCCGUGUGUGACCUGGGGAGGUAUCUAGGUGACUUUUAGCAGUAAAACUGGUUUCUUUCCUGAGACAGGAGAUCCCAUCACACGUUGUGUACACAGUCCAUGAUGCAGGCAGUAUGUGCAACCUUAGCACAGAGAUUCCUGCACAGGGCUGGCUGGCUGGCUGGCAGGGCCCUGCUGACGGUUACAGACAGCUGCUUUCACUCUCCCCCUCUCCCUGCUUCUUUGCACUCUCUCUUGCUAUCUCCCCUCUCGCUGCCUGCCCCUUCUUUCCCUGUUUCUUCCUCAUAUAUCUGACAUUCUAUUCCCCCCUCUCUCUCUCACACCUUCUCUCCCUACCCCACACCUUUCCUCCCCGCUACUCUCCCUGCCUAUCUCAUCCUAUCUCUCGCAGUCCGUGCAUCUCUCCCUCUCUCCUAGCCGCACGACGUGCCUCCCCACUCCCUGCCUAUUUACCCCUCUCUCUCCAUUUCCUUGCCUCUCUCUCCCUGCCUCUCUCCCCACUCCCUGCCUCUUUACCCCUCUCUCUCCAUUUCCUUGCCUCUCUCUCCCUGCCUCUCUCCCCACUCCCUGCCUCUUUACCCCUCUCUCUCCAUUUCCUUGCCUCUCUCUCCCUGCCUCUCUCCCCACUCCCUGCCUCUUUAUACCUCUCUCCCCCUUUACCAGCCUAUCUCCUCUCUCCCUGCCUCUCAAUCUCUCCCCACUCUCUCUACCUUUCCCUGCCUCUCUCUCCACUCCCUGCCUCUCUACACCUAUCUCCCCUCUCCAUGUCUCUCUCCCCACUCCCUGCAUUUCUACACCUAUCUCUCCCUUUACCAGCUCAUCUCCUCUCUCCUGGCCUCUCACUCUCUCCCCCUUUCCCUGCCUCUCUACACCUAUCUCCCCUCUCCCUGCCUCUCCCUUUCUCCCCACUCCAUGUCUCUCUCCCCCUUUCUCUGACUCUCUCCCCACUCCCUGCCUUUCUACACCUAUCUCCCCCUUUACCAGUUUAUCUCCCCUCUCCCUGCCCCUCACUCUCUCCCCACUCCCUGCCUCUUUCCCCUCUCCCUGCCUCUCUACACGUAUCCACGCACUCCCUGCCUCUCUCCCCUCUCCCUGCAUUAUAUCACUUUGACAGUCUGAAACUGUCACUGAAAAGAGCUUAAAGUUUGUUUUUCAACCCAUUCCGGAAAUUCACAAUCACACACUUUAUCCCAGGAUUUAGUUCAGUAUAGAACAUUUCACUGGCUUGUCCCCAGAUGAGUGAAAUGAAUCCACACGUACGAUGUAUUCCGAGAUUUAUAUUAGCUGCAAUGCUGGAGACCCAUCCAUGUAAUAUGGAAUAUUGUUACAAAGUGUCUAUUCCAAAGCCAGCCCUUCUCCUCAGUCCCAGCAUCCCCCCUGUAACUGGUAUUAGAUGGCCGCCUGCAUUCUGCCCAUCUAGAGAAGAACCAUAUGUUGUCAGCAGCCUGCUGGACUAAUGCUGUUAGUAUAGCUUUACUUGGACCAGCAGGACCGAGGGAAUAACUUGGAUUAGCAACCAUUGAACCACUCCCAUCACGUUAGGACAGUGUCAUGAGAAAGGAAGGAUACUGCAGUUGGACUUUGGGGUGUUAGUGAUUACCAAUUGAUGGGAGUUUUUGUACAUAGAGUAAACUGUUGUCAAUGUAAUAAUUGUGGGGCACUAUACUAAGCAACAAAAAGGGAAAGGGUUUCAUUCCAUCACUAGCUCAGCUGCUAUACUACCUCUUUGCAGGUAAUAUUUAUAUUGACUCCUUUUUCUUAUCAUUGCAAAUGUUUUUUUUUUUUUUUUAGAAUGGGUUGUAUGCUACUCUCCAUUAGCUGAGGGCUAUUUGCAAACUUGUCAAACUUUAACAAAAUCUCUACAUAACUGGUGUGCAAGUUAUACUACAAACACAGCAUUUACAUACCUCCCAAGAGUCCCUAUUUAAGAUGGACAGUCCCUAUUUUUGCUCAAAUCCCUUUGUCCCUCUUUUCUACCCAAAUGUCCCUCUUUCCUUACAGCUCUGCUUUGUUGGUGUGUCUAAUAGGCUUGUGCGUGGCAAGAAAAUUUGGUUUCUCCAAACCAUUAUUAUUUUUUUUUUUUUUAAGAAAACAUAUUUAGACAAACCUAAAAGGACGGGAAAAUUUGAAAAUGUAUAUAUUUUGACAUACACUAAUAGGAGUAUUUUUGGUUCAAAGAUCAAGUGAGAAAAAAUAACCAGAGAACAUUACUCCACUGGAGAGAAACAUAUAAUACUGUCCUCAAUAAAAACAUGGAAGUUCUUGCUUAAUUAGACGGAUAGUUUGAGAAAAGUCUAUAAUUUAGAGAGCCAGAUAAAUAAAACUACAACAUAAAGGAGAGGUGGCGCUGUUGCCCUUAGUAUAUAUUGCUCUUUGUAUGAACAUGUACAUUAAUUUCUUAGACUGAAUAUAUAGAAAUGGAUAGGGGGCCAUUAAAUGACCCACACUCCCUGUAGGCUAUUAGAUAACCCUGCCGUUUGUUUAAUUUAAAGGUAAUAUCUUUUUCCAUCCCCCCAUCAUUAACAGGCUGCUUGGGCAGUGUUAUAAGGUCAGCAUUCACAUUGUAUUUUUAAAACCAGCACAGGCUGGCAUGCUGGGUAUGCUAACGCUGGUUUUGUUUGUCUCAUACAGAUUACACAACUUAAAAUCGCUAGCAACCCGUUUGCCAAAGGAUUUCGAGACUGCGACCCUGAAGACUGGUGAGUACAGUAAAGUAAUUGCAAUCAAUCCUGUAUUAACAGGACUGGCAGGAUAAAGGGCAUUCUUGGCUAUCACGCCCCACUCUCUGGCACAAUGCAAUCCUUAACACUGCUUUAGUGAUGGAACAUCUUGUAUCAUUUCCUAAACUAAUAAAAUCAGGAUGUGACUGAAAUCAAGGCAUCAGUUUCAUUAUAACCUAUCUACCUAUGUGAAAAUAUUAGAGUUUAUUCACUAAUAAGUAAAUAGUAGUGAAUUAAAACUUGCAGAUUUAUUUACUAAAAUGUGAAUCAUGGAAGAAUUUGAAGUGAAUUCAAAGAUAAUUUAGAAAUUUAAGCCAAAUUGUCAAAUUGUUAGUUUAGCUGUAUUUUCAGAAAUUUUAGUGCAACAUUUAAAGUACACUUUAACGAAUAACCCUUGAAAUGGCAAAUUCUGUUACAAAACAGAUGGAUUUUAAAAGUUUGCCAGUUUAGCUUUAGUUACAAAUUGGAUAAUUUAGCUGGAAAUUUGCGAUUUGGUUUUUAUUAACGGUUUGGUGAAAAAAACUCUCAUAUAUAUCAUUAUCAUUAUUUAUGUAGCAGCAACAUAUUUUGUUAAACUCCCAUUGGAAUGGGUGGUUGAUACCAGUGUUUGGUAGUAUAUAGAUGUGAUUCUUCUAAUAGUUAACAUGAUUGUGGCUGAUGAUUGGCAGAUAUUUAUUGUUUAAUGACAGUGAUGUGGCUUACUACUUAUAUUUUACAUUAGUUGAAAACAUUCAUGUACAAAGAAGAACCAAUUUGUAGUGUGUAUUAUUAGCUCACUUUCUGGAAGGGCUUACCCAGCCACUGACAGCAAAGGGAUUAGAGAAACGCAGAUUAUAUUUGCAUUACUUCCAUCAUAUAAGACAUUGCAUCUAGUUCUUUACAAAUAGCCUCUUCCAUAGCUCGACCUUGGAGUCUGUGUGUACAAGUAUCUGCAUGCCUGUGUCCUUGUUAAAGGCUGUGUGUACAGGAGAUUGAGUUUAAAUAUACAGUGCAUUGAUACAGGUGAAAUAAAAUGCCCAUAUUGUAAACAAUCUUUAAUAGCUAUGUUUCUGAAAGCUUAAUGAGUGUACAUUAUAUAUUGUUAUGCAACCAUCUAGGUAUAGAGUGUAGAGUGUAAAUAAAAAAUACAUAUAAAGGCCUUGUAAGCAGGGCGUAUACAGAUCAGAUGAGAGCAGAGAAGAUAUGGCAAAUGUGUUUGCAGUUUCCUAAACUACUUCCAUUUGGGUUCAAUUUUCUUAGUCUAUUUCAGGGGUAGGCAACCUGUAGCAUUCCAGAUGUUGUGGACUACAUAUCCCCUGAUGCUUUGCCAGCAUUAUGACUGUAAGAGCAUUCUGGGAGAUGUAGUCCACAACAUCUGGAGUGUGAAAGCUUGCCUAUCCCUGGUCUGUGUCAUUGGCAGUCUAACCCUUUCAGUACCAGAAGAAAAGAGUACUCAAUGGCCCAGGUGUCUUCAGUAACCCCUUUGGCAUGUAAUCCGAAAUGUCUAGAUCCUGUUCUGUUGGUGUAUGUUGAGGACUAAAUUGGGAAUGGGAGCCACUGCUCUAGAGCAUGUUUGUGAACAUGAUGGAUAGAGUUAUCCCAGCAAAGCACUGAAAGGCUACAGUGAAUUUUUCUUUUUAAAGAAAAGAUUAACUCAAAUAGAAUAAUAAAACGUUGUAAGAUUUAAGAAUUCCAAUUUAACAGUAAAACCCCAUAAGAUCUUAUAUUGUUUGUGUCUGACAACAGCUAUAAAUGUAUUGUAUAUAUUGCAGACUGUCACUUCCCAAGAAAUAACUAAUAUAAAACCAUUUUUAAAUCAGGCAGAAACUUCAUUUCCAUUGUAUUCCUCUAACAAAAACAUAUAAAUCCAUUAAGGGAGCUCAUUGUAAUAUAUUUACCAUUUAAGCUCUGACAUGACUACAGUAUAUCCUUGAUUUUGCAGGCCCAGAAAUCACAGACCUGGAUCCCUCCCUCUUAUGAGUGCUUUUGCAAGGUCUAGAAAUCCAGUUUCAUCUCCUCCACAGAAUGGAACUGAAAAAGGUCAGUGAAAUACCUAGCUUGUCCUACUAAAUCCUAUAUCCAGCCCUCCCUGGAAUUGUAUGGAAACAUAAACUGCGCAGUCAUAUGCUGGUAAAUCGUUAUGGUUGUAAAUGUCAUCGACCCUUAUAGAACAUUGUAUACAUUGUAUUAAUGUGUAAACCUGGCUAUAUAGAUAUAGGGGCAGCUCUGAAAAAACAUAUAUUGAGGAUUUUAUUCAUUAAACAGAUAAUUAUGGUUAGCUGGGGGGGAAAAAAAAGUACUAAACUACAUAUAGUAAUUUUUCUUUAAUAUAGCAGAAAUGUUUUUCAAUUCACCAAAAUUGCAGGUUGCUAUUUUGGGCAAACAAAAAUGUUGUAAAUUAUUUUUUUUAUCUGACUUUGAACAAAAAUGUUAUUAAAAUAUGUUAAAAGGUAUGAACAAUAUAGGAACAGUUAUGCGCAAAAGGUGCAAUCCUUUCUUUUCCAGUCUAACACAUUGCACACAGUCCACUAUAAUUAAUAUAUGGCUUCUAUGUGUACCCAAAUCAUAGUGUAGUGGUUACUACUUCUAAAACCUGUAGAGCAUUAUAAUUCCUGCUACCCUCCCUGGUGUAGCGUGAGCUAAACCAGUUAUGCUUUAUGAUAACAAUCAUUAGAAUUACACAAAUGACUGAAAUCUUCAGAAAAGUAGGAAAACCAUGGUGGUCAUCAACCAGCUGUAUUUAUAUUGUUCAGCUGUCAUACCUAAGUCUAACUGCUUCGAGGAAGACCACAAUAAAUGAAAAUGGGUGAUUUACUUUAAGCAUAAUACAAAAAUAAAACUACACACAUUGGGAUAAGUAAGGUGCUGCAGGCUAAAAACAAAUGGGCAAAAAAAAAAAACAAGUCUCAUUGGUAUGGCUACUUCCUCCUCACUACCUAGUUGCCUUAACAUCGCUAGAAGAGAACAAGAUUGUGUCAAUUAUUUUCACAUCAUUUUAUAGUGUAAUCAAUUUGAAUAUGUUAAUCGAUGUGGCUUUUAAUAAUGAUUUCAAACACAUAUUUAGAUGACGUAUUAGUAGCAACUUCAGUUUUACUUAUCAACUAUUUUUAAUGAUGCCCAAUUACCCUGCAUUAAAUAAAUGUAAAAAACUUUGAAGAAAAAAAUUAAAAAGUUCCUACCUCUAAAAAUAAAGUCCAAUUAUCUUAUCUUUGGCUCCAUUAUUGGUUCUUUCCUGAUAGAAAAAACAUUUCUCAGCCCGAGUUCAUGUCAGCCCCCUGUAGAGGGAUUGAAAAUUGCACCCAUCCAUGCUUUAACACAAUACUGGAGCCUAUGAGGCUCAGUAAGUACAGGGAAAAAACAAGGCAAGAGAUAGGGAGAGACUGGGCACACUGCUGUGUAUAUAUACAGCCUGCCUUGUUUAAUACAAAUAGCUGCCUUUGGCCAGGUAACUUUGUUUACUGCAUGUGGGCAUUGUACCCACAUAAAGUUAAAAUGUUUAUAUUUUCCUGGAAUUUUGUGAAUCUGCAUUUUUAAAAAUACCAGCACGCUCUUUACAAAGAUAUUUUAAUUCCCCACCGACCGAAUGUUUUUAAAUGUGUGUUUUACCGUCUUCACUUGGUUUUUAGAAACAAAAUGCUAGACAAGUUAUAAAUUCUAAUGCUGUUUGUUCUCCCAGCUGCUCUAAUUUUCUAAGAGUUUGAGUUAAAAUUUAAAUUAAAAAUUUAAAUUUUGUAAAUAAAAAAGGAAUUAUUUCUUCAGAAUUCCUUGAACAGCGAUAUAGUUACAACAUCACUGUUUUGUUUUAACUCUUCCUUUGUAUGCCAUGAAUUAAAAUAUUAUGCUUAAAAUGAACUCAGUAGAGAAGGGGUUACGUGCAUAGAAGCACAAUCCUACCUCAAUAUGUGACAUUUUUAUGCUGAGAAAGAUAUUAUGCUACACAGGGACAACAACCCUGGAUUUGGAAUGUAAUUUAACCAUUAAACUUUAUUUAGCACAGGGAUUACUCAACAGUUUAAUAACGAAGUCACUCUCAUAAGUCUGUGUAUACACUAGUCUAGUGCAUGGGUAGGCAACCUUCGGCACCCCAGAUGUUGUGGACUACAUCCCCCAUAAUGCUCUUACACCCAUAAUGCUGGCAAAGCAUCAUGAGAGGUGUAGUCCAAAACAUCUGGGGUGCCGAUGGUUGCCUAUGCCUGCUGAUUCUUGCUUGCUUCUCUCAUAUUAGUAAUUUUGCUUAAAUUAGAAAUGCCAGAAAUUACUUAAUUUAUGAUUCUUCCUAUUAUCCCUCAGAAAUAAUCACAUUUUCCAAUUAAACAGUUUUACUCCAUUCUAAUAACGCCAUCAUUGAGAUGAGUUAUAUUUUUUUUUAUUAGAUACCUAUAAUUAUUGUCAUACAGAGAACUUGGGCUGAGCCUUUUUAUGGGAUAAAUGCAGCCAAAACAGUGAACGUAGAAAGCAAUAAAUAUCAUGACUGCAAUUAAUUCCUCCAAUUUCCCCCGCAGGCGUUAUUACAGUUACCCAAUAAACUCCUUAGACAAGGAUCCUCACAAGCAAAUUCACUGCUAUUUUUUUUUUUUUUUUUUUGCAGUUUUAGUAAAUUUUUACCCCACACACACACACACACUAAGGGGAGUUUUUCUUGCUGCUAAACCAGGCAAUUUCAGAAAUGUCACACACAUUUACAUGUAUUUAUUUUCCAUUAUGCAGAGUCAAUAGUUGUAGAGACACACAGGGGCCCAUCCUCUAUAGCACACUUUGGGACUGGCCAAAUAAACGCAGUCUGUGUUUGUUUAGUGUUACACAACUUUAAGAAAUUUCAAGCGUGUAUCUACUUGUCAGUCAUUUCAUUCAGAUUUCAUCCCUAUAAGAAUGUCUUGUCAGAAUCGCAGAGGUUUAAGCUAAGCACAAUGAUAUAGAUUGGACGCUUUGCAGACGGUGAUAUUUUUUUUGUUAUACCUUCCCUCCCUCCUCCCCUCUGCUCUGGAGUAAUGAGAAAUAGUCAGUUUAGUUUUUAGAUAGAUUUUCUUGUAUUGUUGCAGCUUCUGUGUUAGUGCCACUGGAAAGCCCUUGUUUAUUUUACUAACAUGGUAGAAGGACUUCUGACCCAGAGAACACAAAAAAGCAAUAUAAACACUUUUAGAUCCCUUUUCCCCUCAUACGCACUUAACAUUAUGGCCUCUAUAUGUAGUAACGUUUUUUGUUGUAUUUCUUCUUUCAAAAUAUUUCUUAGCUCACUACACAACCACCCACUCCGACCCUUUCAUUUUAGGCAAUAACUGUUUAAACAUUUGCAUUAACAAAACCACCAUAAUGUUUUUAUAUCUCCCACCAAAAACUCACAUACUUACUCACACCAGGACGAUUUAUUCUAUUUUAUAAUUUAAUUCUUGGUGCCUUUUUUGUUCUCCAUAAUAAUCACUUAACUAUUUGCUAAUAUUUAUUCCUAUAAUGCUGUGUUAUUACACAAAAAGGUUUAAUCACUAAACUUGGAAAUGCAUGGAACUGAAAUUCAAAUGACCAAAUUUAGGCUAAACCAGCUGAUCUCUAAACAAUUCUUCAACUGCUAUAGUCAUUGCUUACCUAUUUCAGCUUCAAUUUGGGAUUUUGUUUCAAUUCACUACAAUUAGAAUUUGGUGACUAACCCUGAAGUCAUGUGAUUGAACAAAUGUGACAUGAACAAAUGUCACAUUUGUUCAAUUUCCAAUAAAAAUUCUAAUAUAAAAAAGUGACUGAAAAUGUUUAGAGAGCAAUGAUGUCAUAGUGGAAGUUACUGGUGUCAUAUUUGCUCAGUAAACAGGGGAACAAAAACAAUGGAGGGGUUUAUUUACUAAAUCUGGAACAGUGCAGAAUUGAAAAGAGAAAUUCAAAUUUAGGCCAAAAUAAAUAAUCUGGCAACUGUGAUUUUUUUUUUCUACUUCUCUAAUUCGAUCGAAAGUUUACAACUGCUUUGUUAAAUUGCAAAAAUAAAAAAUCAGUUGAACAACCCCCCCCCCAAAAAAAAACAUGAGGGGCCUUCCCACUCUUUAAUAAAGAAUGAGAUUGUUCACUUAUUUCACCAUGUAUAUUUUUACACAAAUUACAGUUUAUUUUUCUUAAUGCCAUAUAAAAUGACAAUGGAAAAAAAAACCUACAUAUCAAUUUAUAAUAAAGUGACAUUAAGGCAUCAUGGAAAUGUUACUUUUCUACAAGCCAUUGUAAGAAGAAAAAAAUAACUGAGUAAAGAAAUAAUAAAAAAAAAAGAACUGAGGGCAGAAUCUUAAUUGUAUUAUAUUAUCUGUACAUGAAUAUCUAAGAGACAUUACUUAAAUUAUUUAUACUGACAUUACAUGGCCCACAAUAAGUAAACACUGUUUAAAAUUUGCUAAAUUAAUACUCAGUAUUAAGCACAGACCAAGACUUCCCAAGAUAAGACAGUUUCUCAUUCCUUCACCCCACUAAACGCAAUUGUUGCGUUUCCUGGCGUGAAUAACACAAGGGAUGUAACUAAAAAGAAAAACUUACGUCUGCUGUACUUACGUGCUACAGCAACUUCAACCACCAAAGAUGCCUCGAGUAUGUAACAGCGAUUUGCUGUAUACGUGCAUGUGCACUUGGCAUUUUCUCUAGCUGUACUAUAUGUGCACAUGCGCAUAUGCGCUAUGUGUAUGGCAUUGCAAGCAUUAGCUAAUUUGCUUAGUUGUAAGCUAAAUGCAACAAAUAGAAGCAAUAACACAUUUUAAAAAAUAUAUUGCAAACUAUAACUUUUGGGGGGUCAAUCUUUUUUAGCAAUUGAAAAAAAAUAAAUAAACAAAAGGAAAUUACGACACAAUUAAAAGAGACAUUCCAUGCAGGGGAUAGAAUAACGGUGUGAGACGCUACGGCAGAAAAUUGUGCUUUACAGUACAGUACUUAUAUUAGAACCAAAAGCACAAGGACUCUUCCAGCAUAUGGUAGUCAUUAAUAUAUAAAUUGAAUUAACACAAUAGCACAAAAAAGGCUGCUGUUUAGGCACAAUCCUUGACGAGUAGAUGCUGGUUUUGGGUAACAAGGAUGCAGAGAGAGAAAAGGAAGGGAACCCAUUAGAUGUGGGAAGACAUCAGAAAAUAGAAUUGAGGGACGAGCCAGAGAAAAGGGAAGGAGAGAUAUGGAUAGAAGAGUCAAAGGUCAUGGGGAGGACCAUCAACCGCCUCUGUGCCUCUGCCACCAGGCCACUCACAACCCAAACACGCCUCACUUAAAUAGUCAAUCCAUGGGGGUCAAAUACACAGAUACUGUUUCUCUUUCUGAUACAGACAUGCCUUCAUUUCCUCCAUAGUCCUAAUUUCUUCAACUUUCACAACACAUUAGUGAUACAACGGAACACGAGUGCUGUUCCAGAGCACCGGGAUCAAGGUCGUAGCAGGUGUUUAGGACCUAUAGUUACAUUUUAUUUUGAUAUUAGGUUGUUCUAAAAUGGAAGAAAUGACAGUUCCUUUUUAAUUCUGAAUUUCUAAAAUGAAAGUGCAAAUAUGAUCAAAAAACUAAACAAAGAAACACAGAAAACCAACAGUUAUGUUCUUAUGGUUGUUGCAUGAGAUUAAAUGUUAGAUGGCCAUAUGCAGGUCCUCCAAAAUCUCUAUGCCCUUUUUUAGUUUGUGAAAUAUAAACAAAUAAACUAACUUCAUGAGUAUAGUUGCAUACCAUGCUCUAAUCUACCAUUAUACAGAACUCAUGUAGAUUCCACAUCUAAACAUAAAUAAUAACUAAAAAGAUAGGUUAAAGUAUGGGCUUUUCGCCAGUGGGGUAUCUCAGGGAUCUGUACUUGGACCCAUUCUCUUUAAUAUUUUUAUUAGUGAUAUUGCAGAAGGUCUUGAUGGUAAGGUAUGUCUUUUUGCUGAUGAUACUAAAAUAUGUAACAGGGUUUAUGGUCCAGGAGGGAUAAGUCAAAUGACAAAUGAUUUAGGUAAACUAGAAAAAUGGUCAGAAUUGUGGCAACUGACAUUUAAUGUGGAUAAGUGCAGGAUAAUGCACCUUGGACGUAAAAACCCAAGGGCAGAGUACAGAAUAUUUGAGUCCUAACCUCAACAUCUGAGGAAAGGGAUUUAGGGGUAAUUAUUUCAGAUGACUUAAAUGUAGGCAAACAAUGUAAUAGAGCAGCAGGAAAUGCUAUCAGAAUGCUUAGUUGUAUAGGGAGAGGUAUUAGCAGUAGAAUGAGGGAAGUGCUGCUCAUGCCAUUGUACAGAACACUGGUGAGACCUCACUUGGAGUAUUGUAUGCAGUACUGGAGACCAUAUCUCCAGAAGGAUAUUGAUACUUUAGAGAGGGUUCAGAGAAGGGCUACUAAACUGGUCCAUGGAUUGCAGGAUAAAACUUACAAGGAAAGGUUAAAGUAACUUAACAUGUAUAGCUUGGAGGAAAGAUGAGACAGGGGGGAUAUGAUAGAAACAUUUAAAUACAUAAAGAGAAUCAACACAGUAAAGGAGGAGACUAUAUUUAAAAGAAGAAAAACUACCACAACAAGAGGACAUAGUCUUAAAUUAGAGGGGCAAAGGUUUAAAAAUGAUAUCAGGAAGUAUUUUUUUACUGAGACGGCAAUGGAUGCAUGAAAUAGGCUUCCAGCUGAAGUGGUAGAGGUUAACACAGUAAAGGAGUUUAAGCAUGUGUGGGAUAGGCAUAAGGCUAUCCUAGAUAUAAGAUAAGGCCAGGGACUAAUGCAAGUAUUUAGAAAAUUGGGCAGACUAGAUGGGCUAAAUGGUUCUUAUCUGCCGUCACAUUCUAUGUUUCUAUGUUUACUGUCAGCUUCUAUUCAAAGUUCCAGCCGGACCUGCUUUUUUAAGUGCUUUUCACCCAUCAUCCACUAUUGUGUUUUUACACCGUGUACGUCAUGCUCCAGAGCUCAGCCACUGUCUAACUUCAGAAAUAUCACAAGUAGGAAGGAAAAUAGAGCAGGAAGUACAUAUAUACAAAAAUCAUUCUAGUGUUUAAAUAUGUUAUGCCUUACUACCUGCCAGGAUUUGUGAUUGUAUGUUUCACCAUGUAAAUCAUUUGAAGUAUUUCCUCUUUCACAAAGUUCAUAUUCAUUACUUAUAUCUGCAAAAACUGGUGCCAUAGAAUCAGUGACCCCUUGAGAUAUUAUUAGAUGGAUAUAUAAGGUCUAUAAGUGAGGCUUUCUACUGAGUAUGACUUGCUGUAAACAAAAGACUUCUAAACAAUUCCUAAUGCAGGCUGCGUGUAUGUCACAUUCUUUUGUCAAUGAUAUUCAGAAAAUAAUUGUCUUGAAAUCGCAAAGCAGCACCAAAAUCAGAGACAGUUUGUUAAAGUCCUAAGCUAAUUAUGCUUUGUCUUGCAGACGGAGAUGGCCGAAGAGAUUAUGAGAGAGAUGCCAGUGGCACACCCCUUCAUAGUGACGCUGCCCAUCAACAACUAAUGUCCAGAGUUCUCAGCCCUUCACUCCCUGUGCCAGGUGGACUUGUCCCUCUUAGCACUGGCAGACCUAGUCCUCCCCAUGAACUGCGUCUUGACCCCCAUUCACAGGGCUCGGAACCUCUCCAUCAUCACCCCUACAAAUACCCUACAAGUUAUGAUCAUUACUUAGGAGCAAAAACCAGACCGACCCCCUACCCUUUGCCGAGCAUCAGAGGACAUGGCUAUCACCACCACCAUAUGAACCCAGCAGCAGCUAAUAUGUACUCUGCAGCCGGGGCACCCAGCAGUUAUGAGUAUGGGCCAAGAUAACAUUUGAAACAAGAGAAAGAUCCCAUUGAGAGACUAUUUAAAGCUAUUAAACAAUGGAUGUUUUAUGCAUGAUUUUAAUUAUUCAGUAGUGUAUGCUUUGGAUAUUACAUUACUGCUGAAACGAAAGUUGCCCUCUUUCUAAACUCAUCAGGGCACCUCUCCAGCUUCCAUUGUGAUCUGUGAAUAAAAUCUUCAUGCAACCAACAUGCAAGCUGGAUCUACCACUUAAUCUGGCUGGGGCUGUUCAGAUACUACGUUAGUAGAAAAGACAGGCUUUGCCAACAAGGGCACUUGAGUUCAACAUGUCAUUUGUUUGUUGAAAUACUGUACUGGGAAAAGAACAUAGACACUUGAGAGGAAUGAUGGAAUGGACUUUUGAUCAUGCUUCUAUUACUACUUUAUUUUUGUAAAAACCAAAGCUAUGUGUCUUCUUCUGAGCCUAAAGGAGAGGAUGCACAAUUGCCCAUCCCCACAAGUGCACUGUUAACCAUGAUUGAAAUAAUAUAUCCCAUCCACGGGGCAUUGACUUCUCCACGGCCAGAUGCACUAUCAUGCAAAAAAAAAAAAAAAAAUUUAAAAAAAAAAAGGAAAAAAAAAAAAAAGAAGCCAUAUGCUUUUGUUGUUUUGCUGUUAUUUUAUUUUUCAUUUUAUGAAAAUAAAUGUUGAUUUGACUCCGUGGCAGAGGAAUCUGCUGUGUUAAAACCAGUAGUGAUUGUUCUUUCUCUUCACGCUCUUUAGGACUGACAUGCCAGCCCUACGCUUCAUGAAAACAUAUUCUGAAAACUCAGUACAAUAUAAAAAUUUAAAAUGAGUUCCUCCACCAAACUUUAUCAAGUCAAUAAAUCUGGUGUGCAGAGUGCUCAAGCCAGUCACAUACGGCAUUGUGUUAUUUUCUAGUAGAGAACUAAAUCUACAAUGUUUUUUUCAAAGUCAUUAACUAAAUCCACCUACUCAGUACAUAGUAAUGCAAUGACUCACCAGGAAAUGUGUGUUCUGUGACUCCAAAUAUUAUACAUUUGCAGUGUAUUUUGGAAAUAAUGUCUUUAAAUGUCGCCUUAAAUGCCGUUUUAUCAAGUUCACACUAUUGUCUCUAUAUAUCCUGUAGUUACAGAGCGGUAGAGGGUCUGUUAUUUGGUAUGUGCCAAAGCUUGUGGUUCAUCCACUGGCGUACUGUUUGGAUGGAUCUUCAGGGCUUAACAAGCUCAAUGUGUUUUUUAUUUUAUUUAUUUCCCUAAAACAGAAUUAAAAGUUUUUUGCUAUUUAUUUCCCCUAGAUGUCAUUUGCGUCUUAACAUACUUUGGCUCUACAUAAAAUAUGAUUUCAAGCAAAGACAGGAGAAUUUCAGCAAUCUGUG
Molecule: messenger RNA, 34398 nt
Organism: Pelobates cultripes (western spadefoot toad)
Lineage: Eukaryota; Metazoa; Chordata; Amphibia; Anura; Pelobatidae
Source: the annotation of a GenBank genome assembly